UUUGACCGACGGGAAUACAUUUCCUAAUCCAGCAUAUUCUUAGAAGCAUCCGCUGAUUGGUAUACACUGUCCCUGAUAUCAUUUUUUAACCCGUCAAGGUAAAACCUUCACGGCAGCCUCCGGAUCCUUGGGACUUUAUUUGACUUCAGAUAUACUUCCCAUCCAAGCCAUCCCAUCACCAUUUCCGCCAACCAAUCUGAGAUCUCCAUUGUAACGACCAGGGGUAGGAGAGUGCAGCCACGACAUGAUAGGGAAAAGUUGUCUACCCCGACAGUAUCUUGAACAUAGGAAGAGAAGCCUUGUAAGCAUCAUGGAUGUACUCCUCAUAGAUCCAUACAUGUAACGUACAGAUAUACAUACAUGUAUAAACAUGUACGGGUUUCCGUGGUGGAGACACAAUACAUGUACUGUACUUGUUUCUGCCUUGCCCUAUACAGCGGGAACGAAGUCCCAGCCUUGCAUGAUGCUCAACUGCUCGAUAAUUGUAUCCAGUUCUUCGAUCCAGUGUAUUACUGGACAGUGCCACGAUCGGAACACAUAUGUUCACAGGGCACGUAGAUCGGAUACAUGUAUGUCCACCAUGUAUGUACCAACACAAUCACGAUAUCUCGUGACCAGAGGUUUCCCCGGGUCCAUCAGCGGUCCCCAUUCCGAGGAAAACUGGAGACCAUGGCCUUCUCCAGAGUACAGAACUAGGGAGUAACCGAAGUCAUACCCACCGAUAAAGUCCUCUUUUGACAGUCUCCAUGUACGAGUCUCAAGUUGGCAUAGUUAGACUUUGGAGUGGAGUUAUACCCGACAUAUGCACUCCAGUCGCAGUUGACUGCCUCCCUCUGUCCGGUCGCACUUUGUAGGGGACGAUGCCCACAUUGGCCCCCAUCGCAAUUUGUAGUACCAAUGAAUCUCCCCAAUUUCAUGGCAUUAUUCGUGAGUGAUGGCCCUGAUAUUUCCCAUCAGACCACGUUACCUCUCGUUGAAUGUCAAUCGUACCAUCGAGGAUUACCUCGUACCGUAGAAUAGAGUACUGUGUACAUAGGAACCAACACUGCUUCUCCUCAUCUUCUCCUCACCUUAUUUUUGUUUCCCCUCCCUUCUUCUUCGUCGUUUCUAGAUCUCUCCCCGCAUUCUUUGCGGAUCUUGCGACGCCACGUGCGUAGUUGACCUUUUGUCGUCAUGCCGUGAAGGUAGUAUGGCAUCUGGAGAAGGUGACAAUUCUUUUGGGGGGUCCAAUGUUUGGUUGUUCGGAUUGGGAAACGGUGGUUGCUCUUGACCAUUGCCGAGGACGUGGGGCAGACCAAUUUCCAACGAGAAUGUUACGGUACUCCCUGAUGAAUCUAACCUCGUAUAUGAGCAAGGAAAGUUAUGUAAUGGCAUAAUUGUCCUGCCUAAAAAAAAAAAAAAAA
Messenger RNA from Aspergillus pseudonomiae, 1403 nucleotides. RefSeq lists its product as uncharacterized. The coding region runs from base 371 to 703 and encodes 110 amino acids. The record is from RefSeq and is a predicted model, not a curated record. Lineage: Eukaryota; Fungi; Ascomycota; Eurotiomycetes; Eurotiales; Aspergillaceae. The transcript has a single exon.